AGAAAGACUGAUGAAGGCUGGGGUUAACGGCCGCAAGAUCUUAAUCGAGAAGAUCUUUGUCUUGGUUCCUCGGUUUUUGGUUUGACACAACCAAGACGAAAGACGAUGAAGACCCCAAUGAGGAUACCCAGUCGGCUACUACUGGUAGCCCUCCACCUCUUGCUAUUGCUGGCCACGACCAUUCAGGCUUCUCUUCCUCGGCUGUUUCCUGCUGCCAAGCAAGAACGCUACGAUCCUCAAGCAAGGCUACUUUGCACUGUCCUCGGACAUCCUUCUCUGUUUUCAACGCUUCGACAUCCUCUAGUAGUAGGCACUACCAGUACCACCGGUAGUACUGAUCAUGAUGAUGACCAUCCCAUUCUGGAAGCAGCCAAGAAAAGGUUCCUGGAGUACUUGCAGCAGUUACCCGAUUAUGCCGAAGAAUACCCCGUGAAUCCCCACAAGCAAGAAUUGAAGCCAAUCAAGUCCAUCAAGUUGGUGGUACGAGAUACUGCUAAUAAUGCGACCUAUCACCACGUUCCCGCUAAUGUCGACGAAUCCUACCAGAUUCAGAUUGAUUGUAAUACGGGGGACCAACAUCGUGUGCUGGUCCAAUCUCGCACUGUCUUUGGAAUGGUACGUGCCUUGGAAUCCUUGGCUCAGUUGGUCGCUUUCGGUUGGAUGGAUACUUCUUCUUCUUCCAGUACCGAUCCUGUAGGAUCCAGCAGCGACGGCAAGGCCGUGUUUGUCAUUCGCAACACGCCUCUGUUUGUAGCCGACAAACCAACCUUUUCCUACCGAGGACUCAUGAUUGAUACGGCACGGCAUUAUUUACCCCUCGAUUUGAUCCUGAGUAAUCUGGAUGUGAUGUCCAUGAACAAACUGAAUGUCUUGCAUUGGCACAUGACAGAUGAUCAGUCCUGGCCUUUUCAAUCCACUACCUAUCCCGAGAUAUCAGAAAAGGGAGCAUACGAUCCCAAACAUAAUGUUUAUUCCCAUGAUGAUGUCCAACAGGUUCUGGACGCAGCCUUGCUGCAUGGCAUCCGUGUCAUCCCAGAAUUCGACCUCCCCGGCCAUUCUGCAGCGGUCGGGAGAUCCCAUCCCGAGCUCAUGUCCAGUUGUGGGGACGAUAAAAAGUACUCCUUUUCCGCACCUCUAGAUCCCACCAAACCACAAGUUUACCAAUUUGUGGAGAAUAUCUACAAGGAAGUGGCUGCACUCUUCCCAGAUCCCUUUAUGCAUGUUGGCGGUGACGAAGUACGAUUGGAUUGCUGGAAGGCAAGUAAGAGCAUACAGCGAUGGGCCAAGGUGCAUGGACACAUGACGGAAAAGGAACUCCUCAAUUACUUUGAAAGUAUCCUCACGGAUAUUGUGGCGUCCAAUGGCAAGACUCCGAUUGCCUGGCAGGAAUUGCUGAACGAAGGUGUCGACCUGCCACCGGGGACUAUCAUUGACGUUUGGAAAGGAUUUGACAAGGAUACCAUUAUCAAUGCCACCAAACGAAACUAUCCCGUCAUCAUUUCGGGUUGUUGGUAUCUUGAUCAUCUCCAGGACAAGUGGAAGGAUUAUUACAAAUGCGAUCCCUUAGAUUUCAAUGGUACGAAAGCACAAAAGGACCUGGUCAUGGGAGGACAUGCCAGCAUGUGGGGAGAACGGGUCGAUCCCACAGACUUUACAGCCAGAGUCUGGCCAAGAGCAUCCGCCGUGGCAGAACGAUUGUGGUCGGGGAACGACCCAAGGAAGUCCUUGCAACAAACGGUGGAACAACGUUUGACCAAUUUCCGGUGCUUCAUGGUGCAACGCGGUGUGUCCGCUGCUCCCAUUGGGCCAGGGACCUGUGGACGACGACAAGAACAACAAGACGGAACAAAGUUGUUGUUUCUAAGAUCGCGACAAGCAGACGGCUGAAAUGACAAUCAGCAUGCAUGCGAAAUUUGUCUCAAAGUGCCAGACAGGGCAGGCACGCCAUAAAAGUCAAUCAUAACCAGAUAGAUAAAACAUUAGCUACCGGUUGCUAUUCU
Seminavis robusta is the source of this 2000-nucleotide messenger RNA. Lineage: Eukaryota; Bacillariophyta; Bacillariophyceae; Naviculales; Naviculaceae. The record is from the annotation of a GenBank genome assembly.